GGUUGUGUUCCAUUCUGUUUCUGCGCUUUGUACGUUAGCGACACAACAAUGCUGCUCAAUAAGGUUCUCAAAGCCAGUUUGCGGUCUGGGAUCCGGCUGCAGAGCUCCAGCGCGGCUGCAGCCAGUGUCGCAAACUCUCACGGCUCAGCACAGCUCGGCUUUUCAUUUGAGCUGACGGAUCAGCAAAAGGAGUUCCAGCAGCUGGCGAGGAGGUUUGCGCGUGAAGAGAUCGUUCCUGCUGCACCUAUGUAUGACAAGACGGGGGAAUAUCCCGUCCCUAUUAUCAAGAAAGCAUGGGAGCUCGGUCUGAUGAACGGUCACAUUCCCCAGGAGUAUGGUGGGAUGGGCUUGACAAUCUUUGACAACUGCCUCAUCACAGAAGAGUUGGCGUUCGGUUGCACAGGAGUUCAGACCGCCAUCGAAGCGAACUCUCUGGGACAAAUGCCUGUGAUUCUGGCCGGCAAUGAGGCACAGAAGAGCAAAUACCUGGGAAGGAUGACUGAGGAACCUCUUAUGUGUGCGUACUGUGUGACAGAGCCGGGGGCGGGCUCUGAUGUGGCCGGCAUCAAGACCCGAGCCGUGAAGAUGGGCGAUGAGUACGUUGUUAAUGGACAGAAGAUGUGGAUCACCAAUGGUGGGAAAGCUAACUGGUACUUCCUCCUGGCCCGUACUAACCCGGAUCCUAAAUGUCCAGCCAGCAAGGCUUUUACUGGCUUUAUUGUGGAAGCUGACACACCAGGAAUUCAAAUAGGAAGAAAGGAGAUGAACAUGGGCCAGAGGUGCUCUGACACCAGAGGCAUCACGUUUGAGGAUGUGAGGAUACCGAAGGAGAACGUCCUGAUCGCAGAGGGAGCCGGCUUCAAAAUUGCCAUGGGUGCUUUUGACAACACGAGGCCACCAGUGGCUGCAGGAGCAACAGGUCUGGCACAGAGGGCGCUGGAAGAAGCUACCAAUUACGCAAUGGAGAGGAAGACCUUUGGCAAAGCCAUCGCUGAGCACCAGGCCGUGUCCUUCCUCCUGGCCGAGAUGGCGAUGAAGGUGGAGCUGGCCAGGAUGGCGUACCAGCGGUCCGCCUGGGAAGUGGAUCAGGGCCGCAGAAACACCUACUACGCCUCCAUCGCCAAGGCCUUCGCAGGAGACAUCGCCAACCAGGUGGCCACUGACGCCGUGCAGGUGUUUGGAGGCAACGGCUUCAAUAGCGAUUACCCGGUGGAGAAGCUGAUGAGAGACGCCAAAAUCUACCAGAUCUAUGAGGGCACGGCGCAGAUCCAAAGACUCAUUAUUGCCCGAGAACACCUGGGAAGAUACAAGAAGUGAACGCCGCUCACCUGAUUUGUCAUUCAAAUGUACUUUGUUGUUACUUCUGUUUAAACAUACGUGCGUUCCUGGAAACAGAUCUGCUCACUUAUUCUCACAGGAUACCGUCGCAAAAUGUCGUUUGCCUUAAAAGCACUUCAUCCUGCCUUGGCUUUUUUUUUUUUUUUUUUUUUUUUCAAAACUCAUCCACACCCUGAAUUUAUAGACGCCCGUCCAUCUUUCCAAUCAGAAAACAUCAACAAGACCUGUGUCAUUUUUAAAAGGGUUUGCUGAACGUAGCUCAGACCUGUGGCCUUGUUCUGUGAUCUCAUGAGUUGAGGAUCACGUGACCGCCGCGUCCCGUCAGGCUGCAGACUCUGGAGGCUGUAAAUAAUGGCAGCCGGGCACAAACACCACCACAGCCUCCGACAGCAGUCUGGACAUUGAACUGUAAAGUUUUUUUUAAAAGUCAUAUGAACAUUUGGUGUCUGUUUUCUAGGGUAGGUUGAUAAUGAUAAACUUGGAUAUAUUUCACUUUAUAAGUUGACAGCCCAAGGCGAGAUCAUAUUAUUCUGGGGAGAGUAGGAGGUUCAGUGUGUGUAACUCUUGUAAUAGUGUUGCUUUUGGCAGUGAAAGCGGGUCAAAUCAAUGAUGAUGAGGAGGAUUAUUUGUCUAUAAUGUCCAGAUCAUGCCUUAUUCUGCCUCUGAGAUCCUAGCUAAAACUUGGCUAUCCCUAUUGACUGUCUACGCUCAUUCAAAAAAUAUAACCCAUAAAGUAAUUCUUCAAGCUCGGAAACAGGACUGUGUGUCUAAUGAUUUCUGUAACAGCUGUAAAAAUGCAAGUUGUCAGAAAAUGGUUUUCUGUCUGAUUUAGAAUUGAGGUCCUUAAUAUGACGUUACGAUGCAAUAUCCAACAUAAAGACGCAUCAGCUGUAUACAGGAUCAUAGAGAAUCUCUGCAGCAAGUAUGGAUGUAAUAUGUACAGUAGGCUGUGGUUCAGUUGUCACUCUGUUAUUUUUUGACAACACUUACGACAUAAUGUUGAAUUAAUCUAAAGCUUUUAAGUCUGUAUAUCAUUUAUUGAAUAAAUUAUUCCAUUCUGUCUAGAA
Molecule: messenger RNA, 2405 nt
Organism: Plectropomus leopardus (leopard coralgrouper)
Lineage: Eukaryota; Metazoa; Chordata; Actinopteri; Perciformes; Serranidae
Gene: acadm
Product: acyl-CoA dehydrogenase medium chain
Biological process (GO): medium-chain fatty acid catabolic process; fatty acid beta-oxidation
Cellular component (GO): mitochondrion; cytoplasm
Molecular function (GO): flavin adenine dinucleotide binding; medium-chain fatty acyl-CoA dehydrogenase activity
Source: RefSeq, a predicted model, not a curated record